AUGGCCCGGGGCGCCCGGCCCUCGGCGGCCGGCGGCGGCGGCGCGGCGCCCCCUGAGCGCGAGGGCCCGGGGCGGCCGCGGGGGUCCCCGCCCGGCCGCGCCCGCCCGCCGUCGGCGCCGCGCCCCGGCCUGGAGCCCGUGUCCGGCCGCGAGCCCCCCGGACCCCGGGCGGCGCCCGAGACCCACGGCGAGGACGCGGCGAGCGCGGGGCGGCGGGCUGCAAAGUUCGGCCCGGGCCGCCGCGGACGGUGGGCGCUGCUGCUGCUCCAGCUGCACUUGCUCCGGGCGCUGGCGCAAGAUGAUGUUGCACCAUAUUUUAAAACAGAGCCAGGCCUACCACAAAUUCACCUGGAGGGGAAUCGCCUUGUUCUUACUUGCCUUGCAGAAGGAAGCUGGCCUUUGGAAUUCAAGUGGAUGCACAAUGACAGUGAGCUCACCACCUACAGCAGUGAAUACAAGUAUAUUAUUCCAUCUCUACAGAAGCUUGAUGCUGGGUUUUACCGCUGCGUGGUGCGGAACAGAAUGGGAGCACUCCUGCAAAGAAAAUCGGAAGUCCAAGUGGCAUAUAUGGGAAAUUUCAUGGAUACAGACCAGAGGAAAACGGUUUCUCAAGGACAUGCAGCAGUUCUAAACUUACUGCCCAUCACCAGCUGCCCCAGGCCUCAAGUGACUUGGUUUAGAGAAGGGCACAAGAUUAUUCCAAGCAACAGAAUAGCCAUCACAUUGGAGAAUCAACUGGUGAUCCUUGCAACGACAGCAGGUGAUGCUGGAGCUUACUACGUGCAGGCUGUCAAUGAGAAGAACGGAGAAAACAAGACAAGCCCGUUCAUUUAUUUGAGCAUAGCAAGAGAUAUUGGAGCACCUGAAACCAUGGCUCCCACGAUUGUGGUUCCCCCCGGCAACAGGAGUGUUGUGGCUGGGUCCAGUGAGAUCACCUUGGAAUGCAUAGCCAGUGCCAGGCCCGUGGAGGAGCUGAGUGUGAGCUGGAGGAGAAACGGGGUGAGAAUCACCAGCGGCCUGCACAGCUUCGGGAGGCGCCUCACCGUCAGCAACCCGACGUCCGCGGACACCGGGGCGUACGUGUGCGAGGCCGUGCUGAGAGGGAGCGCUUUCGAGCCAGCUCGGGCGAGAGCCUUUAUUUCCAUCAUAGAGCCACCAUAUUUCACUGCUGAACCUGAGAGUCGGAUUCUAGUUGAAGUGGAAGAAACUGUGGACAUGGAAUGUCGAGCCAUGGGGGUCCCUCUUCCCACCCUCCGGUGGUACAAGGAUGCUGUUCCCAUCAGCAAGCUCCAGAACCCCCGAUACAAAGCGCUCUCCAGUGGAGGCCUGCGCAUCCAGAAGCUGCGUCCAGAGGACUCUGGAAUCUUCCAGUGCUUUGCCAGCAAUGAAGGAGGGGAGGUCCAGACCCACACCUACCUGGAUGUAACCAAUAUAGCUCCAGUGUUCACCCAGCGUCCCGGGGACACCACAGUGACUGACGGGAUGACAGCCAUUCUGAGGUGUGAGGUGUCUGGGGCUCCCAAACCUGCCAUCACAUGGAAGAGAGAAAACCACAUUUUGGCCAGUGGCUCUGUCCAGAUUCCUAGGUUCAUGCUUCUUGAGUCUGGAGGUCUGCAGAUAACCCCUGUCUUCAUCCAGGAUGCCGGCAACUACACCUGCUACGCAGCUAACUCAGAGGGAUCCCUGAAUGCGUCGGCAACGCUGAUCGUGUGGAACCGAACGUUCAUCGUCCACCCUCCCGAGGACCGAGUGGUAAUUAAGGGGACGACGGCCACGCUGCGCUGUGGGGCCAUGCACGACCCCCGGAUUUCGCUCAGCUACAUUUGGAGGAAGGACAAUGUGGUCAUCACUCCAUCUAGCAGUUCUAGAAUUGUGGUGGAGAAGGAUGGGUCCCUUCUUAUUAGCCAGACAUGGUCAGGUGACAUCGGUGACUAUACCUGCGAAAUUAUAUCUGAAGGAGGGAAUGAUUCCAGAACAGCCCGGCUGGAAGUGAUUGAACUGCCUCAUUCACCUCAGAACCUCCUGGCCAGCCCAAAUUCUUCCCACAGCCACGCCGUGAUGCUCUCUUGGGUUCGGCCCUUUGAUGGAAACAGUCCUAUUCUCUAUUACAUUGUGGAGCUGUCUGAAAACAACUCACCGUGGAAAGUGCAUCUGUCAAACGUUGGCCCUGAGAUGACAGGCGUCACCGUGAGUGGCCUGACUCCGGCUCGCACCUAUCAAUUCAGGGUGUGCGCAGUGAAUCAAGUGGGCAAGGGCCAGUACAGCGCAGAGACGAGCAGGUUGAUGUUACCUGAAGAACCACCCAGUGCUCCCCCGAAAAAUAUAGUGGCCAGUGGCCGUACCAAUCAGUCCAUCAUGGUGCAGUGGCAGCCGCCCCCGGAAACAGAGCACAACGGGGUGCUGCGCGGAUACAUCCUCAGGUACCGCCUGGCCGGCCUACCUGGAGAGUAUCAGCAGAGGAACAUCACCAGCCCGGAGGUGAACUACUGCCUGGUGACAGACCUGAUUAUCUGGACACAGUAUGAAAUACAGGUGGCAGCCUACAACGGGGCUGGCCUGGGCGUCUUUAGCAGGGCAGUGACCGAGUAUACCUUACAAGGAGUGCCCACCGCGCCCCCGCAGAACGUGCAGACGGAAGCGGUGAACUCCACCACCAUCCGGUUCCUGUGGACCCCUCCUCCUCAGCAGUUCAUCAACGGCAUCAACCAGGGCUACAAGCUUCUAGCAUGGCCAGCGGAUGUCCCCGAGGCUCUCACUGUGGUCACCAUCGCCCCAGAUUUCCACGGCAUCCACCACGGAUCUAUAACCAACUUGAAGAAGUUUACCGCCUACUUCACAUCCGUUCUGUGCUUCACCACCCCAGGGGAUGGGCCUCCAAGCACACCUCAGCUCGUGUGGACUCACGAGGACAAACCAGGAGCUGUGGGACAUCUGAGUUUCACGGAGAUUCUGGACACAUCUCUCAAGGUCAGCUGGCAGGAGCCCCUGGAGAAAAAUGGCAUCAUUACCGGCUAUCAGAUUUCCUGGGAGGUAUAUGGCAAGAACGACUCUCGUCUCAUGCACACUCUGAACAGCACAACUCUCGAGUACAAAAUCAGAGGCCUGUCGUCCCUCACCACCUACACCAUUGACGUGGCCGCGGUGACCACCAUGGGGGCCGGCCUGGUGACCUCCUCCACCAUUUCUUCCGGAGUGCCCCCAGACCUCCCUGGCGCCCCGUCGAAUCUGGUCAUCUCCAACAUCAGCCCUCGCUCGGCCACUCUGCAGUUCCGGCCAGGCUACGAUGGGAAGACGUCCAUCUCCAGAUGGGUCGUCGAGGGGCAGGUUGGAGCCAUCGGCGACGAGGAGGAAUGGGUCACCCUCUACGAAGAGGAGAACGAGCCUGACGCCCAGACGCUGGAAAUCCCAAACCUCACGCCCUACACUCACUACAGAUUUCGAAUGAAGCAGGUGAACAUUGUUGGUCCGAGCCCCUACAGUCAAUCAUCCCGGGUCAUCCAGACCCUACAGGCCCCGCCUGAUGUGGCUCCAACCAGCAUCACGGUCCGAACCGCUAGUGAGACCAGCCUGCGGCUCCGCUGGGUGCCCCUGCCCGAUUCCCAGUACAACGGGAACCCCGAGUCCGUGGGCUACAGGAUUAAGUACUGGCGCCCAGACCUCCCGUCCUCCGCAUUGGCCCAAGUCGUCAGUGACCGGCUGGAGAGGGAAUUCACCAUCGAGGAGCUGGAGGAGUGGACGGAAUACGAGCUGCAGAUGCAGGCCUUCAACGCCGUCGGGGCCGGGCCGUGGAGUGAGGUGGUGCGGGGUCGGACCAGGGAGUCAGUUCCUUCAGCUGCCCCUGAAAAUGUGUCAGCCGAGGCUGUCAGCUCAACCCAGAUUUUGCUGACAUGGGCUUCCGUGCCAGAGCAGGACCAGAAUGGCCUGAUCCUGGGCUACAAGAUCCUGUUCCGGGCCAAAGAUCUGGAUUCUGAGCCCAGAAGCCACGUCGUGCGAGGGAACCACACGCAGUCCGCGCUGCUGGCAGGCCUGCGCAAGUUCGUGCUGUACGAGCUCCAGGUGCUGGCGUUCACCCGCAUCGGGAACGGGGUCCCCAGCUCGCCCCUCAUCCUCGAGCGCACCAAAGACGACGCCCCAGGCCCCCCCGUGAGGCUCGUGUUCCCCGAAGUGAGGCUCACCUCGGUGCGGAUCGUGUGGCAGCCUCCGGAGGAGCCCAACGGCAUCAUUCUGGGGUACCAGAUCGCCUACCGCCUGGCCAGCAGCAGCCCCCACACGUUCACCACGGUGGAGGUUGGCGCCACGGUGCGGCAAUUCACAGCCACCGAGCUGGCCCCAGAGUCCGCGUACAUCUUCCGGCUGUCGGCCAAGACCAGGCAGGGCUGGGGGGAGCCCCUGGAGGCCACCGUCAUCACCACGGAGAAGAGAGAGCGGCCGGCGCCCCCCAGAGAGCUCCUGGUGCCCCAAGCAGAAGUGACGGCACGAAGCCUCCGGCUCCAGUGGGUCCCAGGCAGCGACGGGGCCUCCCCCAUCCGGUACUUCACUGUGCAGGUGCGAGAGCUGCCCCGGGGAGAGUGGCAGACAUACUCCUCGUCCAUCAGCCACGAGGCCACAGCCUGCGCGGUGGAAAGACUGAGGCCCUUCACCUCCUACAAGCUGCGCCUGAAAGCCACCAAUGACAUUGGGGACAGCGACUUCAGUUCAGAGACAGAGGCGGUGACCACGCUGCAGGACGUUCCAGCAGAGCCUCCAGGUUCUGUCUCCGCCACGCCGCACACGACUUCCUCUGUUCUGAUCCAGUGGCAGCCUCCGAGGGACGAAAGCCUGAAUGGCCUCCUGCAGGGAUACAGGAUCUACUACCGGGAGCUGGAGUCUGAGGCUGGGUCCGGCACCGAGGUCAAGACGCUCAAGAGCCCUUCAGCUCUGCGGGCCGAGCUCACAGCCCAAAGCACCUUCAGGACGGUGAACAGCAGCUCCACACUAACAACAUACGAACUAACACAUUUAAAGAAGUACAGGCGCUACGAAGUGAUCAUGACCGCCUACAACAUCAUCGGCGAGAGCCCAGCCAGCGCGCCUGUGGAGGUCUUCGUCGGCGAGGCGGCCCCGGCGAUGGCCCCGCAGAACGUCCAGGUGACCCCGCUCACGGCCAGCCAGCUGGAGGUCACGUGGGACCCGCCGCCCCCGGAGAGCCAGAACGGGAACAUCCAGGGCUACAAGAUUUACUACUGGGAGGCAGACAACCAGAACGAAACCGAGAAAAUGAAGGUCCUGUUCCUCCCGGAGCCCGUGGUCAAGUUGAAGAACCUGACCAGCCACACCAAGUACCUGGUCAGCAUAUCCGCCUUCAACGCCGCCGGGGACGGGCCCAAAAGUGACCCCAGGCAGGGGCGCACCCACCAGGCCGCUCCUGGGGCCCCCAGCUUCUUGGCGUUCUCGGAAAUAACCUCCACCACGCUCAACGUCUCCUGGGGCGAGCCCGCCGCGGCCAACGGCAUCCUGCAGGGCUACCGAGUGGUGUAUGAGCCCUUAGCGCCUGUGCAAGGCGUGAGCAAGGUGGUGACGGUGGAAGUGAGGGGCAACUGGCAGCGCUGGCUCAAGGUGCGGGACCUCACAAAGGGGGUGACCUACUUCUUCCGUGUCCAAGCGAGGACCAUUACCUACGGGCCCGAGCUCCAAGCCAACGUCACGGCGGGGCCAGCGGAGGGGUCCCCGGGUUCCCCCAGAGAUGUCCUGGUCACCAAGUCCACCUCUGAGCUGACCCUGCAGUGGACCGAGGGACGUGCUGGCAGCACACCCACCAUGGGCUACGUCAUAGAGGCCAGGCCCUCAGAUGAAGGCCUGUGGGACAUGUUCGUGAAGGACAUUCCACGGAGCGCCACGUCCUACACCCUCAGCCUGGAUAAGCUCCGGCAGGGCGUGACUUACGAGUUCCGGGUGGUGGCUGUGAACGACGUGGGCUACGGGGAGCCCAGCAGCCCCUCCACGGCGGUGUCAGCUCAAGCGGAAGCCCCGUUCUACGAGGAGUGGUGGUUCCUCCUGGUGAUGGCGCUGUCCAGCCUCAUCGUGGUCCUGCUCGUGGUGUUUGCCCUGGUCCUGCACGGGCAGAGCAGGAAGUACAAGAGCUGCAGCACAGGUAAGAGCGUCUCCACCAUGGAGGAGUCUGUGACCCUGGAUAACGGAGGAUUUGCUGCCUUGGAGCUCAACAGCCGCCACCUCCAUGUCAAGAGCACCUUCUCGAAGAAGAACGGAGCCAGGUCCCCGCCCCGGCCGAGCCCCGGUGGUCUGCACUACUCAGACGAGGACAUCUGCAACAAGUACAACGGUGCUGUGCUGACAGAGGGUGUGAAUCUCAAGGAGAAGACGGUGGACGCGUCGGAAUCUGAGGCCACCGACUCGGACUACGAGGACGCGCUGCCCAAGCACUCCUUCGUCAACCACUACAUGAGCGACCCCACCUACUACAACUCGUGGAAGCGCCGGCCCCAGGGCCGAGCCCCGGCGCCGCACAGGUACGAGGCGGUGGCGGGGGCCGAGGCGGGGCCGCACCUGCACACGGUGGUCACCACGCAGAGCGCGGGCGGCGUCUACACCCCCGCGGCCCCCGGCGCGCGGACUCCGCUCACCGGCUUCUCCUCCUUCGUGUGAGCGCGGCGCCUCUAUCAGGGUAGAUCGGAUGCGAACACUCCGGAGUCUAUUUUUGUUAAGACAAUCAACUCCAAUAACUGAGCUGAAGUUUUUGUUUUAAAAAAAAAAAAAAUUCUGAUAAGUGAUGGUUUUACCUACUUGUGAACACUAGAUUUCAAUUAGAAAGGUUUUUUUAAUGGCUUUUUGUAACAUCGCUGCAGGAAGCAGGUUUCUUUCUUUUUCUUUUCUUUUUAAGAGAAGGUGUAUUUCACUGGUGCAAUGGCUUGGCACCGCUGGGGCCUGGCAGGGUCCCAGACCUGCCCAGCCUGGGCUUCUCCGUCUGAAAGACCAGCCGGGAAGGCUGCGGGGGGAGAGGGGAGCGGAGGGUCCAGUGAGAUCGCAGGGCCACCCCUCGGCCGCCCCUUCUCCUUCUACCUCCUCUUCCGGAGAACCAGCGGCUCACAUUCUCCAACUCGGGACGUCUUCUGGGGUGUGGAGAGCAAGCGUUCCUACCCAGGCUCUGGCUCGUGGACCCGGCUCCAUCCGUCUCUGAAAUAUUCUACUCAGCAGCGUCCAGGCCAGGAGUCAGCUCCGAGGUUCCUGCCGUCGGGGCAGCCGUGCUAAGGGGGCGCCCUCUGACCCCGGGGGGCCCAGCUGUUGCGUUCCCUGUCAUCCCAGUGGUGAAAUAUUCGGGGCUUUUCUUUCUUCCUUCCUUCCUUCCUUUACACCUGACAGUGCAGGAGCAGGAGGCCUCCCCCGAGGCUGGCAGCCACCGCGCCAGCCCCCAGCGAGCAGGUCCCUCCGGGGGACACUCAGCACACGGCCACCUUCACGUAACAGGAGGAACUAAGACGGCGUUUGCAGAACUGCGUGUUAUGUAGGAAGUGUGCAUUGUUAACCAGAGUAUUUUUUAAAUCUUUUUAUCUUUUUUUAAGAUAUGUCACAUGAAAUGAAUGCGUCUUUGCUGUCUCCAGGUGCCUUUUUAUUACUUGUUCAGCUUUGUACAUGGGAAAGAUGAAACGCAACACUGUCUCCAAAUAAAGCGAAACAGCUCUGAGAAAA
Molecule: messenger RNA, 7683 nt
Organism: Lemur catta (Ring-tailed lemur)
Lineage: Eukaryota; Metazoa; Chordata; Mammalia; Primates; Lemuridae
Gene: SDK1
Product: sidekick cell adhesion molecule 1
Molecular function (GO): protein binding
Source: RefSeq, a predicted model, not a curated record